Messenger RNA from Lytechinus pictus (painted urchin), 2024 nucleotides. Its product is annotated as aquaporin-9-like. Gene Ontology annotation, molecular function: glycerol channel activity; water channel activity. The record is from RefSeq and is a predicted model, not a curated record. Bases 1 to 972 code for a protein of 323 amino acids. NCBI's taxonomy places the organism in Eukaryota, Metazoa, Echinodermata, Echinoidea, Temnopleuroida, Toxopneustidae. Gene Ontology annotation, cellular component: basolateral plasma membrane; plasma membrane. The transcript has 7 exons. Gene Ontology annotation, biological process: glycerol transmembrane transport; water transport.
AUGAACCGGGGCUCUGUAUUUGAUACUUAUUUUGUCAAGGUCUUCGUUCAUGCAGCCGUUGCUCAGGAUGUGGUAUCGAGGACAGGGUCUUCAUUCAACGUCGCCUUGACGGUCGGUAUGGGGGUCGUUCUCGCAGUAUUCGCCGGAUUCGGUGUAUCAGGGGCUCACAUCAACCUGGCCAUGUCAAUAGGAGUAUCUGUAAUAGGAUUAUUUUCAUGGCGAAGGAUACCUGCAUUUUUCUUAGCCCAGCUUGUCGGUGGUUUCGCCGGGGCAUGGGUAGUAUAUCGAGUUUAUGAAGAUGCUUUUGAUCAUUUUGAUGGUGGAACUCGUCAAGCGUUUGGUGAGAAUGGUACGGCUGAAGUAUUUGCUACAUUCCCGCAGCCAUACCUGUCAAUGACGACUGGGUUUUUUGAGCAGGUAUUGAACACAGCUUUAUUAUUAGCCUCUAUAGGAGCUGUUAUGGAUCGUCGAAACAACGCUGCUCCUGCUGGCGUAGCCCCGUUCUUCUUUGGGUUGAUUGUGUUUACUAUUCUCAUGAGCUACGGAUAUAACGCUGGCGCCCCCCUCAAUCCCUCAGUCGAUCUAUCGGGACGUCUUUUUCUCACCGCCGCUGGGUACGGAAGAGAGGUCUGGACUCCCGAUGGCGUUCACUGGUGGUGGAUACCAAUCGUAGGACCAAUUGUUGGGGCUAUGCUCGGGUCCUGGGCCUACUUCCUCGCUAUCACCAUACACCAUCCACCAGAGGAGAUAAAUGUAACAGAUUACAACGAAAAUAUAGAAAACAUAGAACACAAUAACAAAGACGGAAUGGUGAACAACCACACGACAAGGCAUCAUAGUUUAACGAAUGCGACGACGAUCAGCGUGAGAAGACGACCCUCUGAUCAGGACGAGAUGUCGAGACCGCUAUCCGUCGACGCCAUCUUCCACAGUUCAUUAGAGAACGAUGCCACGAAUGAUAUGUAUUUGUGACUUUUGGCAAGAAGAGAAAAAACAUUCGAACUGAAAUUAUGAAUAAUAUGAUUAAAAAAAAGAACUUUAUGAAUAACGUGUGUAAAAAUUACUAUAAAAUUCUAACUGUAUCAAAAAUGCAUUAUUACCACUGACUUUGCUGGUUAUUGUCAUGGUAAUUAAUUCAAACGAGUUUAUUUUUCACUUUUUUGCACUCAUGUUCGGUGUAUUUGAUAUUUCUCAAACAUAUAGCCUUGGUUUUUCUGUAAAAAAAAUCGGAAUAUGCUCUCGACAUAAUUAUUUUUGUAAUAAUGUUUCAAGGAGUUCAAUAUUUUUUUUUUCCCAAAAUAACACGUGAUCAAUGGUUUAAACUAACCCAAGUUGCGAAUUAUUGAUGGUUUGCACAGCUAAUUACCAAAUAUGCAUACUUGCGCUUGUAACAGCUUGCUUCUCGCUUUUGCUAAACGUAGAAGUUUCAGACGAUGAUGAAAUUCGAAAACCAAAAGUGUGAUAGCCACUGCCCUUUUGACUCAUUUGAGAAGAAAUUUAAACAAAACUAAAAAAAAAAUCAAUGAAAAUUGAAUAAUUCGGGCUUAUAUAAAAUCAAAGCAUACACAUGUUUGUUUUGGCUUUCAGUAUAAUUGAUCCGAAGGAAAUAUUAGUGAUAGAACAUCAUUCUUUUAUAUAUUUCUACGGCAUUUACUAAACUAGUAUAUUAUUAAUGAUCCAAUAUCCAAAUUUUUGGCUGAACAGCAAAAAGUUUUAGGUCCAUAAUAUAAUUCACCAAAUAUAUAUAUAUCUCUUACUGUGCCAAUAUGAAUACCCCUUGACUGCCAGGGGUAUUCGAGGGAAUCCUAAAUUGACCGAAACCUAAGCAGAGGCUGAUUUUAAAACGGUCAUAACUCUUUACCCGUACGUUGUAUAAUGAAACCUUCUACACAUGAAAUGAUGCAUGGCUCAUGGACUUUAUGAUCAUGUUAUUAUCUUUCUUAUUCGCGUUUGAAAAAUGGAGAAAAAAUGUAAUAUUUUACAUCGUUUUUUUUCAAUAAGUAAAACCUAGAAAUUAUAAUUUC